AUGUUCCAAGAACUCUUAAUAGGUCAAAAGGAUGUUCUUUUUAUUCUUCCAUUUGUGUCCAUUGUCCAGGAAAAAGUCCGUUCUCUAAAUCCGCUAGGGCUAGAGCUUGGCUUUCUUGUUGAAGAGUAUGCUGGGAAUCGUGGACGCUUUCCUCUUGUGAAACGCCAGUCGCGGCGAUCUGUUUAUAUUGCUACAAUAGAGAAGGCACUCAAAGUUAUCCAUCAUCUUAUAGUCUCUUCAAAUCUAUCAAGUAUCGGUCUUUUACAUAUGAUUGGCGAUGGUGGAGUACGUGGAGCCACUAUAGAACUAGCCCUGACCUAUCUUCGAAUUGCAUCCCCUGAAACUAGGAUAAUUGGAAUGAGUGCUACUCUGUCGAAUAUAUCCGAUUUAACUACGUUUCUAUCUGCAAAACUUUACACGAAUGAUUUUAGACCGAUAGAGUUGAUCGAAUACGUAAAGAUUAAUGACCACAUAUUUCGCUUAAAACCAGAAAUCCAACAUCGUGAGUUUACUUGCGAAGAUGAUUACUACGAAUAUCUUGAAAAUCGUUUGGAACACAUUAGAAUCGUUCAUUUUAAA
Messenger RNA from Protopolystoma xenopodis, 579 nucleotides. The record is from the annotation of a GenBank genome assembly. NCBI's taxonomy places the organism in Eukaryota, Metazoa, Platyhelminthes, Monogenea, Polystomatidea, Polystomatidae.